AUGGCACACAACUCAGAUACUAUUCCUCGCAGAAUGGGCAACUACUGGCUGCAAGACCGACUUGGGUCAGGCUAUUCGGGCUCUAUCUUCAAGGCAUGUCAUAUUCACGAUGGCACUCUCGUUGCGCUCAAAGUACAAGACGUCGACCACGAGUGCCCAACAAAUCGCUAUGAGCAAGCCAUCUACCCUCUACUGCAAGGAGGAGAGGGUAUGCCUCGGUUAUGGGCAAGCGGUAUAGAGGGAAAAUGGCAUUAUCUGGUUAUAAGUCUCCUCGGAAAGAGUCUGGAGAGUAUCUACCGACAAAAUUUACAAUGGGGGAACCAGAGGAUGGAUCUGCGCAGUGUAUGCUCUAUUGCGAUCCAGGUGAUCGCACGCUUGCAGAUCAUGCAUAACCGCGAAGUUUUGCAUCGCGAUAUACAACUUGGGAAUUGUGCUAUCGGGUUGACACCUGAAGAGGAAACCAUCUAUAUGAUCGACUUCGGGUUUUCCAAACGCUAUAUCGAUCCAUACACCCGGCGGCAUAUUCCAGACUCAAAGCAAAAGAGAGAUUUUUUGGGCAACUACUGGUUUACGUCUGUCAACGUGCAUUGUAAAGGCAAAGUACCAUCUAGGCGAGAUGAUCUCGAGGCCGCUGCAUUGAUGUUCAUACAUCUCCUUACGCCUGGAGGACUCUCGUGGACACGGAAUGGUGUACCGAAAACCGACGCGGCGCACGAUCGCAUCAAGCGAGCGAAAAAGAGUGCUUGUCCCGAAGACCUGUGCAAGGGAUUGCCUUCUGAGUUCGAAGAGUUCCUGCGGUAUUGCAGACGGCUGAAGUUCUUUGACUGUCCUGAUUACGACCACUGGAAGGACGAGUUCCAGGAGCUUGCACAGGACAGUGGCUUCACCGACAUCGAGCGCUUUAUCUGGCCACCACCGCCAGCUCCCAAGGUUCAACCUCAAGUCUCACGGCCUGUUCCUGCACGGCCCACGAUUGAUGCAGAUGAGAUGGAGAACGUCCUGAAUGACUUGGCUAAGCUCCAGCUCAACCCGCCCCGUCCAAUACUUGGGGACCAAACUAAUGUCCCUGCCCCUGCGCGAAAAGAUACCGCCAAAAAGCCUAGCCAAAUCAUAUUCGUAAGCGACAGCUCCGAGGAUGAUAGAUUGAAGCCAAAUGGCCAACCCCUUCCACCCCGCACUCCCGUACGAACGAAGAAAGCCAGUCAGCUGCAGAAACUCAAGCUUUCGGUCCUUGAUUCGACGGAUAACGCUGCUCUUGCAGUCGCCGUGGAAGAGUUCACGAAAUUCCUGCAACUGGGCUCAAGGACGCUCACCAAAGAAGGAUUCGCCUUCCUGGAUGCACUAUACAAACAGCUCGCAGAUCCUUCGAUAUUCGUACACCCGCUUCGGACUUUACGAAGUGCUAAUCGAGAGGACAACCAAGCCCCUCAACCAGCGUGCGUGAAAUUGGGCGUAGUUGCAAGGCUUCGUCGAGAAGUGGGGACUGCAUCGAGUAAUAGGGUGCUUGCGAAUCUCGUGGCUGACUUUGGUGCCAUUACCAACAAGAGUAGUGGCAGGACUAUCACCAAGGACGGAUUCGCGUUUUUGGAGGGUCUAGCUGCGAGACUACAGGCGUUAAAUUAG
Molecule: messenger RNA, 1623 nt
Organism: Suillus subaureus
Lineage: Eukaryota; Fungi; Basidiomycota; Agaricomycetes; Boletales; Suillaceae
Product: kinase-like protein
Exons: 5
Coding region: 1-1623 (540 amino acids)
Biological process (GO): endocytosis; peptidyl-serine phosphorylation; signal transduction
Cellular component (GO): cytoplasm; nucleus
Molecular function (GO): protein serine/threonine kinase activity; ATP binding
Source: RefSeq, a predicted model, not a curated record